Dentiscutata erythropus is the source of this 847-nucleotide messenger RNA. The record is from the annotation of a GenBank genome assembly. Lineage: Eukaryota; Fungi; Glomeromycota; Glomeromycetes; Diversisporales; Gigasporaceae.
AAAAAUUAUUUCCAUUUCAUUUCUUCAACUUUCAACAGCAUCUAUUAUAGAUUAUUCUUAUUCAUCUCAACAAGAUUUAUAUGAUGCUAUUCUUAACUCGUUAUUUCCAAUCUUUUUCGUCCUUUUAUUUAAUGUCAGAGGAGAAUCUGGACGUAUAAAGAAAGUGGCAUUACCAUUAAUAGAUGAUAUAUUAUAUAAUCUUAUUACUUGGACGAUUCCACUAAUAGUUGCUUUUACUUAUGGAGAUACGUUACCAAUAAAAGUGUUUUCUAUUAUAAACAUGUGUUUGCAUGUAUUUUUUGCUGUAUACGCAAUAAUUAAGCAUGAAACAAUUAAAGGGUCUAAAGCAAAACCUUACACCGAAAUUAUUUUUUGGUUUUUAGUCUUCUUUCCUGUAAUAGUUAUUCCAGCAUUUUGGAUUAGUGUUAUUAUUAAUGAACGUCCUUUAGAUUCAAUUAAUUUGACAUUUCUUAUAUUAUUUGGAUUAUUAUUAGUUUCCGCAAUUUUAAUUUUAAUUUUAUUGAUUUGUUAUAUUUAUGAUUUAUUAGAUUUAUUUGCUCUUAUAUUUCUUUAUAUACCCAAUUUUUUAGAAAUUUUUUUUUCUAUAUCUUUUUAUACUCCAAAUAUUUUACAAACAUUUUUUAUUUUGUUAAAAUGGCCAAUUAAUUUUUAUUUUGUAAAAACAUGUGUUUUUAUACUUAUUCUAUCUUUGACAAGAAAUUCUUCUUACUUUACUGAUAGCGUUCCUGAUGAUUUUUUGGCUACAUCAACUGCAAUAACUCAGCUUAUGUUGCGGAAUGUACUAUCGACAGAGAAUUAUAUGAAAACUGAAGAAUCAUCAAGUUGA